CCGUGCGGCGGGCGCCGGGGCUGCCGCGGGGAGAGCGGGCGGUGGGACCCCUGCCCGGUGGGACCCCUGCCCGGUGGGGAACCCUGUCCGGCGGGGACCCUUGCUCGGCAGGUACCGCUGCCCGGUGGGGACCCUUGAUCAGCGAGGACCCCCUGCCCGGUGGGACACUCUGCUCGGCAGGGACCCCCCUCCCGGCGGGAUCCCCUCCCGGCGGGGACCCCCUGCUCGGCGGGAUCCCCGGCCCGGUGGGGACCCCUGCCCCGCCGGCGGGACGGGCUCGGCGGCGCAGCAUGGGCAGCCUCCAGCUGCAGGACUUCGCGGCGGGCUGGGUGGGCGGAGCUGCCAGCGUGGUUGUGGGCCACCCCCUGGACACAAUCAAGACUCGUUUGCAAGCUGGACAAGGGUAUGGAAAUACACUCAACUGUGUUCUCACUGUGUACAGAAAUGAGUCUGUGGCUGGUUUCUUCAAAGGCAUGUCCUUCCCUCUGGCCAGCAUCGCUGUCUACAGCUCGGUGGUGUUCGGCGUCUUCAGCAACACGCAACGGCUCCUCAGCCAGCUCCGCCACGGAGACCCAUCUCGCACGCCAGCACUCGCCGACGUGGCUCUGGCCAGCAUGGUGGCAGGGUUCAUCUCUGUGGGCAUCGGCACUCCUGUGGACCUGGUAAAGAUAAGGCUACAGAUGCAAAUGCAGCCGUACAUCAAAGGUAGGAAGCAAGCAAACAUUAAGCUAAAGCCCACAGUUCCUGGAUUUCCUGUGUACCGAGGCCCAAUUCACUGCUUUAGGACAGUCCUACAGAAAGAGGGGAUAGCAGGAAUAUACCGAGGCGCGGGAGCAAUGCUUCUGAGGGACGUUCCUGGGUACUGCCUCUAUUUCAUCCCUUACACAUAUUUCUGUGGCUGGAUUACCCCUGAUGGAUGCAUUUCCCCUAAUCCCUCCUCCAUCUGGCUGGCAGGGGGUAUAGCAGGAGCCAUUUCCUGGGGGACUGCUACUCCAAUGGACGUUGUGAAAAGUCGACUUCAGGCAGAUGGAGUUUAUUUAAACAAAUACAAAGGGACCCUUGACUGUAUCUUGCAGAGCUACCAGAACGAGGGCUUAAAACGUUGCCAAGAAGACCUGAAAGUCUCCUACUUUCCUGAGCCAAAUCAGAAGUGUGGUGUUGGUGAGGGCUCAGCUGCUCUGACUGAACACUCUGCUCCUGCACCUAUGGCAUCUGCUUUCUCUUCUGCCACGGACUUAGUCCCUGGAGGACUCAAAAAACUGCAACAGCUCAAUCAAGUCCAAAGCCCAUUUUCUUAUAAAAUCUUUGCUGUCUAUGAACACCUUAAUAAUUCCCACGUUGGUGUUGGGCUUUUGCGCCAAUGAUGUUUUGUGCAUUGAGCUGAGAGAACAACUUACUUCCCUUACCCACACGAGUGAGAUAUACCCAACACCAGACCACUCAACAUCAGCUGAGGAAGCGUCUUUCAUACAACACUGUGUAUCACGCUCAUCUUUUUUUGCGGAUAAGGAAAGGGAGAGGUGUGAUGGGUGUGCAGUUGCUUUUUUAUAUAGGAAAGUCUGGAUUCCCACCAAAUCCCAGCUUGCUUUUGGGACCAAAGAAAUGGAUGACUCUACCUGUAUGAACGAAUACUUAUGUUUUACAUCACAGAACGCUCCUGUUUGCCUUAAUUCAGGCAAGAUUAUCAUGAAAAGAUGUGAAGGGCUUCAACAACUUCAGUUUGUUAUCCAAGAUAUUAAUUAAACUGGCAGACAGGAGGAUGUUAAAUUCAGAGACUAAGCUGCUAUUUUUCUUCUGAAAACAAUAAAACAAGUCUGCAUUCCAUAUAGAUGGCUGCCUAUUAAUUUACCUAACUCAUCUUGUGCAGCCCUCCAGGGACCUGCUAGAGGUAUCUUCUUAGACCGUCUGAUUUCCCUGACGUGACAGUCCAGCUUGCCAACGGCCAAAUCCUGCAGACGUCACUUUGCAGCCUUGAGAGACCACCGGCAAAGGAAGUCUCUUUAAAGGAUGCAGUUUAUCCCAAACUAUUCUCUAAAAUGCACAGGCCAGCUUCAGACCUCCAGCUCUUUGCUGCAAUUCCACUGAGAUGACUGGGGCACCCCAGGUCUCUCUUUGGUCUACCUCAGCCUUUCAAUUAUUCCAAGAUUUUUUACAUCAUGACUAUUCCAUGGUUUAUUUUCUAAUCAUGGAGCUUCUGAUGCCAAAAACCAAGAAGAACCUAGCUCUGCUAGGACGAGAGGACUCUGGUGGCACUGGCAGGAGAGGCUGAGGGGUAACAGCCUCGCACGCAGAGGGACAUGCAGCAUGGGGGAACAGUCUGGGACAACAUUGUCCUCUGGGAAAUGUAUGGUUCCCCCCAUCUUCCUCUGGAGAAGAACAACUCUGGUGAAAAAGCCCAGCAAUGGCAGUUUUAGCAGAUGCCCUCAAUAAAGGUUUCUGAAGACAACCUGGAGCAGCUGUCCAGCUUUCCUCCAAAAAAGGAGGAGAAGCAAAGAGAAACUCCUGCAUCCUCUUCCCUGGAUGAAUGGAGGACUUGGUGACAAGACUUGAAGACCUCAGCGGAAAGUGCCUAAAAUCUUGGGUCUGGAGCAGUACCCAGAAAUGGGGUCCCCAACCUUGGACUCCUCUUUGCUGAGGCCUGAACUAAAACCAGAAGUGUGGCUUCCCACAACACCGGUCUUAAAAAGUGGGAGAAAGAGCUGGUGUUGCUUCAUCUCAGGACUUGCAGGCAAGGAGGCUCACAGUGCCUCUGAGCUUAGCGAGAACACAGGGAACUGUUUUUGAUAAACAAUAUGGAUAAAAUUGAUGAGCCUUCACACAAGUAUUUGCUGCUGGCUGCAUUUAAGGAUUCAUCCUUUCCAUGUUACCUAUUUUAAUGCAUAUACGUAAAACAUGUUCUCUAGAUGCGUAAUAUCAUAUGUCUCCAGGGAUAAUACUCGGGGAGACUGGUUUUUCAGUGCAGAUAAAUGAUGUUGUUUAUCUGCCUGCAUUAUGUAAAAUGGACCGUGAAUUAAUUAAACUGAUGAGGUUUGCAA
This is a messenger RNA of Grus americana (Whooping crane), 3035 nucleotides long. It is a transcript of the gene SLC25A48, whose product is annotated as solute carrier family 25 member 48. The coding region runs from base 291 to 1364 and encodes 357 amino acids. Gene Ontology annotation, molecular function: transmembrane transporter activity. The record is from RefSeq and is a predicted model, not a curated record. Gene Ontology annotation, biological process: transmembrane transport. Gene Ontology annotation, cellular component: mitochondrion. NCBI's taxonomy places the organism in Eukaryota, Metazoa, Chordata, Aves, Gruiformes, Gruidae. The transcript is spliced from 7 exons.